GAAACAGAAGCCUAAAGCGCGAGUUUGGGUAGUACGAAACCUCCCAUUGAAAAAGCUCUCAGGAGGUGCUCAGGGGUUGUAUUCCAGGGUGAAAAGCACCCUAUAAGCUGUGAUGAAGUGUGUAUGGGAGCUUUUUGGGGUGAUUUCUGUGUGAUGCGCAUCGAGGUCUGUGGGCCCCAAGGCGCAUGCUAUACACUUUUUUCCAUCAUCGUCAGUGAAUCGAUUUUGUACCCUACACCAUUUUGUGCGAUAUUGCUGAAAGUGUUUGGUGUUCGUACUUUAUGGGGCUGAAGAAAAAAAUCUUUUUGCGCCCCAAAGAGUAACCAAAUGUGCGUGAUUUUGUGCUAAAAUUAACCACAAGUGCACCUGACAUCCGCUUGGGGAUGAAUUUUGCGUGAAUGUGCGUGAUUUAACGUACAAAAAACCCCGUGAAGUUCGCUACAACAUUCCUUGUGACCAAUCUCUGUGUGUGCACGAAAGGAGCUCCAUAGAAAUUGCAAAAAGGGCCCCCAGUGCAACUUUUUUUCAUCAUUUUCUCCCCCCGGAGGAGAACCCGCAAUUGCUGAAACUGGUUAAGAGGAAGGUGUAAAGGUGCUUUCUGGAGGAACACAUUUGGGAUAUAUAUACAUACAGCACGUAGAGAGAGAGAGCUUUGUUAGGUAUGGCACCAAAGGCACAACUAUGGAAACGCGAGGCUGCUGCGGAGGAGGUAGCCGAUGUAGCCGCGGAAGCAACCACCCUUGCUACUCACAUCUUUGGGCACAAGCACCACAAGUCCACCACCACGACGGAGGCAGAUUUGGAGGUUGAAGACACCAGCACAGCCCCAACCCCGACGAAAGGUGAGGCCGAAAAGAUGGGUGAGCAGGCAGUGGAGAUGGCAACGAAAUUUGCUCAUGAUAUGGGGAUCCCAACGUGGGGUCUCGUGGCGAUUCUCAUUGGCGUUGGUGUCGUCAUUCUCGGUAUUUGCUUCUGCUGCAUCCGCCGGUGCUUCCGGAAGCGUCGCUCCAAGGAUGGCAAGAAGGGCAUGAAGGGUGUGGACCUCAAGUCGGUACAACUCCUUGGGUCUGCCUACAAAGAAAAGGUACAGCCGGACAUGGAGGAGCUCACGGAGAAUGCUGAGGAGCAGGACGAGGGCGAGAGCAAACAGAGUGAGCAGAAGCUUGGCAAACUCAACUACAAACUCGAAUAUGACUUCAAUUCCAACAGUCUGGCCGUUACUGUGAAUCAAGCUGAGGAACUUCCAGCCUUGGAUAUGGGUGGUACAUCUGAUCCCUACGUAAAGGUCUACCUACUUCCGGAUAAGAAGAAGAAAUUCGAGACAAAGGUCCACCGAAAGACUCUCAAUCCUGUCUUCAAUGAGACGUUCGUCUUCAAAAGUCUCCCCUAUGCUGAUGCCAUGAAUAAAACCCUCGUGUUUGCCAUAUUUGAUUUUGAUCGCUUCUCGAAGCACGAUCAAAUUGGUGAGGUCAAGGUGCCCCUGUGCCAAAUUGAUCUGGCGCAAACCAUCGAAGAAUGGCGAGAAUUGCAGAGCGUCGAAGGCGAAGGUGGUCAGUUGGGAGACAUUUGCUUCUCAUUGCGAUAUGUCCCGACAGCGGGGAAACUGACUGUUGUUAUCUUGGAGGCGAAGAAUCUCAAGAAGAUGGACGUUGGAGGACUUUCAGAUCCCUACGUGAAAAUCGCUUUAAUGCAGAACGGCAAGAGAUUGAAGAAGAAAAAGACAAGCAUCAAGAAAUGCACCCUCAAUCCUUACUACAAUGAAUCGUUCUCCUUUGAGGUUCCGUUCGAGCAGAUACAGAAAGUACAACUAGUCGUAACUGUUGUGGAUUAUGAUCGCAUCGGGACAUCUGAGCCUAUUGGUAAGGUCAUGCUAGGCUACAAUGCAACAGGCACCGAGCUACGUCACUGGUCCGACAUGCUGGCAUCCCCACGGAGACCCAUCGCUCAGUGGCACACCCUCAAAGAUCCCGAAGAUGGUGAAGGGAAGAAGGAUUAAACAGGACACUAAGUAAGGCAAACUUCACUUUUGAUUGUAGCUGUUUGAGACACUUGUUCUCCCCUUCUCUUUGAACUAAAACAAAACAUCCUUUAAAAAAGAGUCCGCCCAACGAAGUGUUAAAAACAUUCAAAGGACGAGACAAAAUAAAAGCAAAACCAAUUUUAAAAAAAUAAAAAGAAAAGAAAAACUUUAAAUCUCCUCUCAGAAAUCUGAAGAAAUAAACAUACAAGGACCUAUAUUAAGUAACAAAGAAAAAUUAUUUAAACCAAAAAAAUAUUAUUCAAAAAAUAGAGGCCAGUAUCUAAAUUCUUGCUGCUAAUUUUUGGAAUUACAGAAAAAAAUUAAAAACAAAAAACAAAAUUUUGCGUUAGAAAACCAUAAAAAAUCAAAUUUUCGCGAAAAAUUUAUGAGAAAUUGCGCAAAAACAAUUCUAACAAAAAAAAUGGAGAAAAAAAGACAAAUAUACAGUAAAAAAAAUGAGAAACUUGUGUUAAAUAUUUAAGAAUUAAAAGAAAAAUACAUAAAUUCUUAUAACUUUCGUCGCAUAUGACAUUUAAUGAACAUUUAACCCCUGUCUUGAAACAAUAAUUAAGCAUUUUCCAGUGUGAAUAAAUUUCCAUUUAAAAUAUUUAUUGAUGUUAAUUGGAAAUUCAAUGAAAAAAAAUGGGAAAAAAAUUAAAAAUUAAACAAAUAAAAUUGCUUUUGUUACAAAUAAAAAAAAUGGCGUAAUUCUUUUUUCUAAUUUUUAACAAAAAAAAUCACUAAUUAAGGGACUUUGUUUCGUCUUCCGCAUUCUAAAUGUUUUUCUCUCAUUAAUAUGUUUCCAUCAUUAAUCUCUAAUGAAAAAAAAAUGAAAGAGGUCGAUUCAUGUUUUUUUGUCAUCUUGAAGAAAUUGCUCCAAGAAAACAAAAAGAAAUGUGAGAAUUUAUGAAAAAAAAACAAGAUAAAAGAACAUAGACGUUGUAAGAAUUCAAAAAAAAGAUACAAUAAAUUGUGCCCUCGAAUUAAUUGUAAUAAAUUAAUUAAAAAUAAAACUUAAUCUAUGAGAGUGAGAGAGAAGUUUGAAAAACAAAGAUGUAAAAAAUCAUUCCCAAGAGCUAGAAGACCAAAGAUUGUAGUUUGUCCAAAAAAAAAACUUUCAUAUCAUUGUACAGAUUUAUUCGAAUUAUUUUCCCCUUUUCCACCCUCUUAUUUAUUUUCCUUUCAAAUUAAAUCAUCAAGGAUUUAUUUUUCCGUGAAAAAUUCACAAAAUUCAUAAAAUGAAAUCUAAAACAUAGUGAAUUGAAAAAAUAAAACAUUUUUUACAUGAAUUUUAUUUUAAACAAAAAAAUAGGGCGCGAUGCAGGAUCCUCAGAGGAUUUACGCGAGAGGUUAGAGAAGAAAAUGUAAUAAAGAAAAAAAUAUGAAAAGUAGAUGAAAAAAGACUACGGAAAUGUUGUUAUUUAGUUCUUACAAUGCAUUUGUCGUAAAAAAAACUGCUAGAGAGUAGAGACAUGAUUUAAACGUAUGGCAAAGAAAAUAGAAGAAAAAAACAUGAGGUAAGACAUUGUAAAUUGCACAAUAUAUCUGUUUUUAUAAAAUGCAAAAAAAUCAUCACUGGAAUUUAAUAAUAUAAUAAUAAACAAAAAAAAACAUAGAUCAUUUUGCAAAAAUAUGAAAAAUUCGUACUUGCAACAGUAUAGAAAAUUUCGUACUACAAAAAAAAAUAUUCAAUAGUCGUAAGCUUUCGAUUUUUGCAUCGAAAGUUUUAAUUUUCAGACAUAUUUUUUGAGUUUAAGAAAAUUAGUUGAAAUAGGGUUGAAACUUUGGGAAAAGCAAAUGAAUUUAUUGAAAAUUUCAAUUAUAUUUCGAAUUUCAAAAAAAGAUUCAGCUAGAAGGGGUUAAAGUAAGCAAUAGGGGGUGAAAGAAGACGACAGACGGGCAAAUGGAGUAAAUGUUCAACAUAAGGGGAGAAACUGCGAAGAGAGAAGUUAGAAGAAAUCAAAUUUUGAAUAUUUCAUGAAAUUUUCUUAAGUUUCUUGAACUCCUGCAAAGUAUGAACUCUAUUUUUCUCAAUUUUCUCAAACUCCUUACCGUGUUUAUGAUAGAAAAUUCAUUGUUGGACCUCCCCUAAAUAAGAAAUUCUUUUAAAAAUUACUUUUCUUUCAAUUGUUUCCAAAGGGAGGUCCAAAAGAAAAUCCAACCGAAUGCACCAACCCCUAAAUAAGCACCCAAAGAUGUUUUUUUCUUUAUUUUUCAAUUUUUAUGGAAAAGUAAAAAAAAAGAGUAGAUAUUCAUUGAAAAAGAAACAUUAAGGAAAUAGUAAAAAACUCGUCAAAAUAUUUGCGAAAAAUAUAUCCAAAAGAUAGUAAAAAGAAAUCGUACAUUAAAAACCAAGUGCAUCAUCGAAUUAGCAUAAAACAGCAUUAAAUUAUUAAAAUGAAAAAAAAUAGUAAAAGCAAAAAUAGAAAUAUUGAAAUCAUAAUAUUUACAGAUUAAAUAGAAGAAAUGAUGAAAAUUUUUAGAUAUUAACUUGAGAAUUGAAAAAAAAAUGAAAAUUGUUUAAAAAAUCUGAGAAGCAGAAGACGAUGGAUCGUGUUGUGGGGAUCCCAAUGAGGAGGAUGAGUGGGCAAAGCCAUACGGUAGAGAUUCCUAAAGCAAACACAAAAAGGAAAAGAAAUAAAAUUGAAAAGGAUCCUGCGCAUGAUUUAUCGCUUCUAUCCCCCAGAAAAGUUUCUCAAGCUUUUCUUUGAUGAUGAAAAUCGUUGUAAAUAAAUUUAGAAAAAAAAAACUGGGUGAGGUGGUAAUAAUUUCGUACUACGCCGUGAGUUCAAUGAGGCAACCAAGAAAGAGAUUUAAAAGAUUGGUGAGGAUUGCGUGAGUCUCUUGGGUCAUCAUCCUUCAUUUUGUAAUUUAUAAAAUGUGUAUAAAAGAAAAUUUAAUAAUAAGUGCAGAGUUAUUUUUUUUUCCCUAUCAGAAGCAGAUUUUGCUUGAAAAAAAAAUUAAAAAAAUAAAAUAAAAAUGCUCCAUAUUUAGAUUUAUGUGCAAUCCAUACAAAAUAAAUACAAAAAAAAAUCUUUUCGUUAAUCAUCCCCCGAAAAGACGAAUGUGGUGCAAAAAAAUCGCUAUAGGAAUGUAAAAGUAUUAUCGAAAGAUUUAUUAAAAUAAAAAAAAUGAGCAAAAAAAUAACCAGAAAGGAAGAUGAAAUCUCACAAAAAAAUUAAAUGUAGCGCCGCACGUGAUGGAGAAUUUAAAUGUGCAAGAAAUAAAAAAAAAAUAAAGUGAAAUAUAUAUACCAAAAAAUAUGAAUAUAUAAACAUGAAAAAACAUUAUGUAUUGAAGAAAAAAUGAAUAUAAACAAUAAUAAAUUAUCAUUAAAAUUAUAAAUUUAUGAUUACAAGAAUGGAAGACAUGAAAACUAUUACUUUGUUGAUAAGUAGAUUGUUUUUUCUCUGGUGUAAUAUAUAUUAUACUAAAAAGAAAUAUAAACAUUAUGACAAAUA
Lutzomyia longipalpis is the source of this 5481-nucleotide messenger RNA. Its product is annotated as synaptotagmin 1. The transcript has 9 exons. Gene Ontology annotation, molecular function: phosphatidylserine binding; calcium ion binding; clathrin binding. Gene Ontology annotation, cellular component: axon; dense core granule; synaptic vesicle membrane. The record is from RefSeq and is a predicted model, not a curated record. Gene Ontology annotation, biological process: regulation of calcium ion-dependent exocytosis; synaptic vesicle endocytosis; calcium ion-regulated exocytosis of neurotransmitter. The coding region runs from base 662 to 1996 and encodes 444 amino acids. NCBI's taxonomy places the organism in Eukaryota, Metazoa, Arthropoda, Insecta, Diptera, Psychodidae.